Molecule: messenger RNA, 3496 nt
Organism: Macrobrachium nipponense
Lineage: Eukaryota; Metazoa; Arthropoda; Malacostraca; Decapoda; Palaemonidae
Product: beta-glucuronidase-like
Exons: 14
Coding region: 176-2128 (650 amino acids)
Biological process (GO): carbohydrate metabolic process; glucuronoside catabolic process
Molecular function (GO): carbohydrate binding; beta-glucuronidase activity
Source: RefSeq, a predicted model, not a curated record
UAUCUCAGGGUACUGAACCUUUGUACCUGAAGUAAGAUGCCAAUUAGUAAAUAAUUGAGCCCGCUCCUUUUUAUCAUUCCGGGCAAGCCGUCUUUAUCACUCAUUUACAUUCGUGGUUUAACGGCAGUCGGUGGGUUUAUGCAAUCAGUAAACAUAAAAUUACGUUAGCUUUACAAUGGGGACGUUGAUCGCAAUUUUUGCACUCCUUGGAUUUGUUGGCAUUGAAGCUGCAGCCAUAAAUUCCACUUGGGGAGGUUUGUAUCCAAGAGAGUCAGCUUCUCGAGAAGUCAAGUCACUGGAUGGGUUGUGGAACUUUCGACUGGCUCCUCUCCAAGACCCGGACAAAGGUUUCCGUGAAGAAUGGUACUCGCAGCCACUCAGCCUGAGUGGGCCAGUGAUAUCAAUGGCAGUUCCAAGUAGUUACAACGAUGUAACUCAGGAUAAAGAUCUUCGAGAUCAUAUUGGAUGGGCAUGGUAUGAUCGCACUUUCAUUGUGCCUCAACGCUGGCAGGCUGACAAACAGAGAGUCGUUUUGCGUUUAGGAUCUGCCCAUUACAAUGCCAUGAUUUACUUGAACGGCAAGUUCCUAACUGCUCAUGAAGGUGGGCAUCUUCCAGUUAUGGCAGAAAUAACAACUGGUGUGGUGUAUGGUCAAGAAAACCUCAUUACUGUGGCUAUCAACAAUACCCUCACUCCUACCACUGUGCCCCAAGGAAAAAUAGUUUACAAGAAUGACCCAACAAGGUACCCUGAUGGUUAUUUUGUUCAAGAAUAUAACUUUGACUUUACAAAUUAUGCUGGAAUACAUCGUCCUGUGUACAUCUACACUACUCCUCGCACUUACAUUGAUGAUAUUGUCGUUACCACAGACAUUGAUGGAACUGACGGAAUCAUCAGUUACAAUAUAACAUACGAGUCGCUUGAUGCAAGAAAAACUUCACUUCGGGCGAGUGGUUGCUCUAUUAAACUGCUUGAUAAAAAUGGUGCGCAUGUUAAGAGCGCUAUGGGCUGUGUUGGCUCUAUCAAAGUUGAAAAUGCAACUUUGUGGUGGCCAUACCUCAUGGACGAAAACCCUGGAUACCAGUAUACAAUGAUUGUUGCCGUAUCUGACGAAGAAGGAAACCUAGACCUUUAUCCCCAGAAGGUGGGAAUUCGUGUUGUUGGAUGGAACUCGACAACUCUCACCAUCAAUGGUGUUCCUGCAUAUUUACGUGGCUGUGGAAGGCAUGAAGAUUCUGAUAUUAGGGGUAAAGGUGUGGAUUAUCCUUUAAUUGUGAAAGACUUCAGUUUACUGAAGUGGCUUGGAGCCAACAGCUUCCGAACAUCUCACUAUCCGUAUGCCGAAGAGAUCAUGGAUAUGGCUGAUCAGGAAGGCAUCAUGAUUGUGGAUGAAAGUCCUGCAGUAGGCCUCAGUGGCUUUGGUGAAGAGUUGAUGAAUAACCACAUAACUGUUAUGAAGGAACUCGUUCGAAGGGAUAAGAAUCGUCCGUCAGUCAUCAUGUGGAGUGUUGGCAAUGAGCCAGUUUCAAAUCAGCCUGCUGCUAAAGAUUAUUUCAGCAAUGUAGUAAAUGCUACAAAAGAAGCAGACUCAUCCCAGCGACCAGUUACUUGUGUUUUGAGUUAUGACAAAAAUGGUGACCUAGCUGCAAGCAGCUUAGAUAUAAUUCUAGUGAACCGAUACUACUCAUGGUACAGUGACACAGGUCACUUGGAAAUCAUUGAGCAGCAGACGAUCACAGAAUUCACAGAAUGGCAUCUCCUCCACAAUAAACCUGUCAUGAUCUCUGAGUAUGGUGCCGGAUCGAUUGCAGGAUUCCAUCAGGACCCGUCCUUUACAUGGACAGAAGAAUACCAGGCUGAACUAAUGAUGAACAACUUCAAGGCCUUUGACAGUUUGCGCAGCAAAGGAUUUUUCAUCGGGGAAAUGAUCUGGAAUUUUGCUGACUUCGCUACUCCUAUGGAAUACAACAGACCAGGGGCUUGCAUGAAGGGUCUGUUCACCCGCGCUCGUCAACCGAAGAUGGCAGGUCACUUGAUGCGUUACAGAUAUUGGUCAUUAGCAAAGGAAUACCACAAUUCCACAAUGCCAAAGGGAGCAGAUAAACCCUGGUUAUUAAUGAAUUACUAAGUAGAUGAAAAUGUAGCACCUUUGUAUCCAUAACAGAAUAUUUUUGUAUUUAGAUUGCAUUCCAGUUUCUUUUAUAAUCAAAAGUAUGAAUUUUUACUACGUGAAUGAUAUUAGUUGUAUAGCACAGUAGUACAGAAAUAUUUGUAUGAAUUUACAACUUAUGCAUAAAAAAUUAUUAUUUACUUAUCAACUUGCCCGAAUUACUGUUCAUUACGCAAUGAUUGUUCGCAUCAAAUAAACCAUUGUCUUACGCAGCCCUAUGCAAUGGAUGGAAGAGGGCAAUGGUUUAUAUGAAUGUGCUAUCACUUUUGUUUGUAAAAAUUUCUAUAUUCAUCAGAUUUUCACAAAUAAAUGCUCAAGGUAAUGGUAUUCAUACGAAUUACUAUAAUGUGUACAAAAGUAGACAUAAAUGAUAAAUUAAUAUACUCCUGAAGUACUGGUAAUUCUUUGAUUUAUAUUUAAGUGACAUGUUUCAGAAUAAAAUUGACUUCUAUUAAAGUACUAUUAUGUAAAAAAAAAAAAUAGCAAUACAAAAGACAAUUUUUUUCCAAUGAUUUAGUUUUACUUUUAUAAUUUUUAGUUAAGCUAAUUGUGUGGGAAUGGUAAGUCAGGUUAGAUACACUUUACAGGAAUGGAAAUGAACUUCACCCUAGAACAGGGGAUUUAUAACCAUGUACUGCAUCCACAAACAAUUUUACAAAGCAAAGUAUAAAUGUAUUUUUUAAAAGUGUGUGAGCCUCUUGAAAACAAUAAUGUUGUAUUUUCAAUUCUCACAUGUUACAGAAUCUUUGCAGGAAGUGAUAUUUCAAAGGAAAUUAUCAGAUUCACCUACAACUUUUACAGCAAGUACUGUCGAUGUGUGAUAAAGCCGCAUGAUAGUCAGACUUGGCUCCGUAACCUGAAGAGAACAGUGACACACAAAGUACAAGUAAAAACAAAAAAAACAUGUAACAUCUUGAAAUUUCUUAUCUCAAAAACACCUGUAAAAAGUGGUCACAGACAUACAUGACAAGACACUAUCCAUCAAAGUAAAAAUGGCAGUUACAAUAUAAUGUUGCCCACAAUUUCUGCUGUGUCACUAACAUGGUAAGGCAUCCUUGCAAUGUCUUUGAAAUACACAAUAGUGUAAUUCUGACUUUAAACAGCUGUCAAUACUUUGAGUUGUAGUAAUUUCAUAAAUAUUCUGUCAGGUAUCAGUUGUUAAUUAUUACAUUCCAAAGGUUGAAUUUAGCUUAAUUAUUACAUUCCAAAGGUUGAAUUUAGCAGACUGCAAACACCCCCUCCCCCCACCCAUUGUUUGGAUGAUCUUCAAGGUGUAGUGUACUACAUACACAUGCUGAGCAUGGAAAAAUAAAAGUUUUUUCUAUA